Molecule: messenger RNA, 1413 nt
Organism: Aureococcus anophagefferens
Lineage: Eukaryota; Pelagophyceae; Pelagomonadales; Pelagomonadaceae
Exons: 1
Coding region: 1-1413 (470 amino acids)
Biological process (GO): positive regulation of translational fidelity; formation of translation preinitiation complex
Cellular component (GO): cytosol; eukaryotic translation initiation factor 2 complex
Molecular function (GO): GTP binding; translation initiation factor activity; GTPase activity
Source: RefSeq, a predicted model, not a curated record
AUGGCCGAGGGCGAGGACGAGCAGGGCUCGUCGACGAAGGUCGACGACGGCCUCGCCGUGCAGGACCUCGCGACGCUCGACGUGUCGUCGCUGAGCCCGGCGACGCCCGAGGUCAUCAGCCGCCAGGCGACCAUCAACAUCGGGACCAUCGGCCACGUCGCCCACGGCAAGUCGACGGUCGUCAAGGCCAUCUCCGGCGUCCAGACCGUGCGCUUCAAGAACGAGCUCGAGCGCAACAUCACCAUCAAGCUCGGCUACGCGAACGCGAAGAUCUACAAGCGCGUCGACGAGCAGCCGGGGCCCGGCAACUUCCGGUCCUUCGGCUCGUCCAAGCCCGACGCCUUCACGGACCCCGCGACGAAGAUCGCCUGGAAGCUCGUGCGCCACGUCUCCUUCGUCGACUGCCCCGGCCACGACAUCCUCAUGGCGACGAUGCUCAACGGCGCGGCCGUCAUGGACGCGGCGCUCCUCCUCGUCGCGGGCAACGAGCCCUGCCCCCAGCCCCAGACGUCGGAGCACCUCGCCGCCGUCGAGAUCAUGCGCCUCGAGAACAUCAUCAUCCUCCAGAACAAGGUCGACCUCGUCAAGCCCGACGCGGCGCUCGCGCAGCACGAGCAGAUCAAGAAGUUCGUCGCGGGCACCGUCGCCGACGCCGCGCCCAUCAUCCCCAUCUCCGCCGUGCUCAAGUACAACGUCGACGCCGUCUGCGAGUACCUGGCCCACGCCAUCCCGACGCCCGCGCGCGACUUCGCGUCGCUGCCGCGGCUCAUCGUCAUCCGGUCCUUCGACGUGAACAAGCCCGGCGAGGACGUGGAGCACCUCAAGGGCGGCGUCGCCGGCGGCUCCAUCCUCCAGGGCGUCCUCAAGAUGGGCGACGAGGUCGAGGUGCGCCCGGGCAUCGUCAAGAAGGACGCGCAGGGCACGGUGUCGUGCACGCCCAUCUACUCCAAGGUCGUCUCGCUCUUCGCCGAGUCGAACGCGCUCCAGUACGCCGUGCCCGGGGGCCUCAUCGGCGUCGGCACCCACAUCGACCCGACGCUCACGCGCGCGGACCGCCUCGUGGGCCAGGUCCUCGGCCUCAAGGCGCACCUGCCCGACGUCUUCAUCGAGGUCGAGAUCUCCUUCUACCUCCUCCGCCGCCUCCUGGGCGUCAAGACCUCCGAGGGCUCCAAGCAGGCCAAGGUCCAGAAGCUCCAGAAGCAGGAGAUCCUCAUGGUCAACAUCGGCUCGACGGCGACCGGCGGCAAGGUCCUCGCCGUCAAGGCGGACCUCGCGAAGAUCCUCCUCACGCAGCCCGUCUGCACCAUGGAGGGCGAGAAGAUCGCGCUGUCCCGCCGCGUCGACAAGCACUGGCGCCUCAUCGGCUGGGGCCAGAUCCGCCGCGGCGCGCGCGUCGACAUCAACGCGUCCUAG